AUGAAUGAUAGUGAAAGUAGGCGUCCAAAAGGAAGACCACCAGAUACUGCAAGAUUCAAAGAACCUUUAGAAACUUCUAAUAAUGUUAACAAAACUCGCAAAUGUGGAUUAUGCAAUGAAAGUGGACAUAAUCAUACUACAUGUCCAAUGGAAAAAAAGAAAGAAUGA
This is a messenger RNA of Funneliformis mosseae, 168 nucleotides long. NCBI's taxonomy places the organism in Eukaryota, Fungi, Glomeromycota, Glomeromycetes, Glomerales, Glomeraceae. The record is from the annotation of a GenBank genome assembly.